This is a messenger RNA of Cladophialophora immunda, 2507 nucleotides long. RefSeq lists its product as uncharacterized. The transcript is spliced from 3 exons. The coding region runs from base 108 to 2153 and encodes 681 amino acids. Gene Ontology annotation, molecular function: protein binding. The record is from RefSeq and is a predicted model, not a curated record. NCBI's taxonomy places the organism in Eukaryota, Fungi, Ascomycota, Eurotiomycetes, Chaetothyriales, Herpotrichiellaceae.
GACUCUCAAUCACGUCCCAAUCAGUUGCACCCUCACGGAACAACCGAUCUGUGCUCGCGACCCCUUGCUCACACAGACCAUCUACGGUCAACCACAUCACCUCCUCCAUGUCAUCAACCAUGUCUGGCGUCAGCGGCACAUAUCGAGGCACGCCCAACCGGCGUGGUCAACUCCCAUUUGCAGACUCUCCUUCCGCAAUCCCUCGUCCCAAGUUGGAGUCUGCCAGUAACACCACGCCCAGCGAGAUGUCGGGCACCUCUACCAUGUCCGCCAGUCGACAGAAGCAGAGUAAGAGAGACGAGGCCAUUCGACGCAAGAUGGAAGCAGACCUCAGCAAGAAGAAGCACGCCCCCGCCCGCGCUCGACACACCCGCAAGGCACCACCCGGGACCGUCCUGGCCCUGAAACCCAGUCAGGCUUUACAGAUCAAGCCCUCCACCACUGUGGCCGAGGCUGCUCAGCUGAUGGCAGCAAAGAGAGAAGACUGCGUUUUGGUUACAGAUGACGACGAUAGGAUCGCGGGUAUCUUCACAGCGAAGGAUCUGGCCUUCCGUGUUGUGGGUGCCGGUAUCAAAGCCAGCCAAGUCACCAUUGAACAGAUCAUGACCAAAAACCCGCUGUGUGCAAGGACCGAUACGAGUGCCACCGAUGCAUUGGACCUAAUGGUUCGAAAAGGAUUCAGACAUCUGCCUGUCAUGGACGAGAAUCAAGACAUCUCUGGUAUCCUCGAUAUCACAAAAUGCUUCUACGAAGCCAUGGAAAAGCUGGAACGUGCAUACAGUUCGUCGCGCAAGCUGUACGAUGCCCUCGAAGGCGUACAAUCUGAACUUGGCUCCAGCCAGCCCCAACAGAUCAUCCAAUAUGUCGAGGCUUUGAGGCAGAAGAUGUCGGGACCUACAUUGGAAUCCGUGCUGAAUGGGCUUCCUCCCACUACCGUGUCUGUCAGGACGUCGGUCAAAGAGGCGGCUCAGCUCAUGAAGGAAAAUCACACAACGGCCGUGCUGGUGCAGGAUCAAGGGUCAAUCACUGGUAUUUUUACAAGCAAGGACGUGGUAUUACGUGUCAUUGCACCCGGUCUUGAUCCCUCGAACUGCAGUGUGGUAAGGGUCAUGACCCCUCACCCGGAUUUUGCGCCCACGGAUAUGAGCAUUCAGGCUGCUCUGCGGAAGAUGCACGAUGGACAUUACCUCAACCUCCCUGUCAUGAAUGGCGAGGGUGAAAUCGUCGGCAUGGUCGACGUCCUCAAAUUGACCUAUGCCACGCUUGAACAGAUCAACACGAUGAAUUCCGGAGAAGCGGAGGGUCCGGCAUGGAAUAAGUUCUGGCUAUCAAUGGACAAUGACACGGAAUCAAUCAUGUCCGGCGAAGGCAGUCAUCGCCCAACCACCCCUGGCCACCGCUCGAUGAUGGAGUCAGAGCCUGGCCGCCCCGGUUUUGAAAGGGGGGACAGCGUUAUGCCACACGACUCCGCCUCGCACCGAGGAGACGAUGUUCACUCUGAGGUACUUCCAUCUGUCGAAUCGCCGGAAGAGGCACCCUUCCCAUUCAAGUUCAAAGCCCCCAGCGGACGAGUCCAUCGGAUACAAGUCCUGGCUAGCAGCGGCUUAACCGAACUGGUCAACCAAGUCACUGCCAAAUUAGGUAGUGAGGUGGAAUCCGUGGGCGGCGAAGCCACUGUCGAGGAAGGUAGGUUGGGAAAAGCAGGUUAUGCAUUGAGUUACCUGGACAAUGAGGGCGAUACCGUCUCUAUCACGACGGAUCAAGAUCUCCUCGACGCAAUACUGCUAGCGAGACAAGGGAAGAGGGACAAAGUCGACUUGUUCGUACAUGACCCUGCUCAACCGCCGAUUGCCACGACUAUCGACCCGCGACCUCAGCUUUCGAAACCGCCGACCCCUCCCGAGUCCAUACUCAAGGAGGCGCCAAUAGACGCUGCGGAGGAGGGCGACGAAGAUGAGGAAGAAGAAGAGACCGCCCCCAUAGCGAAGACGAUACGAACGAAACGAGCACCACCUGUCAUGCAACAACGAAAGGAAGAACAGCCCGAGAUCAUUGCCGGUGUGCCGAAUGACCUGCUUCUUCCCGGUGCCAUUGUGACGCUUGCGGUUGUUAUUGUUGGUGUUUUUGCUAUUAGUCGCGCGACGGCAAAGUAAGAAUGAUACCCCAUGACUCCGAUGCUGCCAGUGUUGGAGCUGCUCUUUUUGGCUGUUCAGAUUCUCGACUCUCUAAUUACGGAGCCUGCUCACUACGACGGGAAAGAGGCAACUUCUCAACUUGAUUUCGAUGCUGCUACGGUAGCAGGUUUGACGAGGGAACAUAGAUUACUUAACCUACUUAUCUAGUUCCUGUAUUGGUUUAUAUCCUUCUUCCGCUCCUAUUUUCCAACUUCAAAGUGCAAGCGCAGCUUGUCACCACCACCAGCGGACAAAGCAGAUUCGACUUCUAGGUAGCAAGAGCCACGCAAGAGAGGGCUGGCUGGCUAUUGGGACCACGCGGCAUGAAUAGAG